Molecule: messenger RNA, 1474 nt
Organism: Triticum urartu
Lineage: Eukaryota; Viridiplantae; Streptophyta; Magnoliopsida; Poales; Poaceae
Source: RefSeq, a predicted model, not a curated record
CUCCGUUGCCACCCCACCCCACCCCGAUGGAUCCAUCUCACCUACUCUACUCAUCAGCCGUCGGCGCUCCCCCAUUAUAUGUACCAUGCCGAUCGCGCAGCAGAGCUCACGCACUCAGAAGCAGAGGAGAACGAAGGAGAGACAGAGUGAUCGAGCGUACGUGAAGAGACACGCUUGAACUUGAUGGAAGCCGCCGCGGGUCAGGGAGAGCGCCCGACGCCGCCGCCGCUGCCGCUGGGGGUGCGGCUCCAGCUGGCGGGCCUCACGGCUGCCAUCGACGCCGUGGAGCGCAGCGACGGCACCGUCAACCGCUGCCUCUACUCGGUGAUCGACCGGCUGCUGAGCGCGCGCGCCAACCCGCGCCCGGACGGCUCCGGCGUGCGCUCCUACGACUUCACCGUCGACGCCUCCCGCGGCAUCUGGGCGCGCGUCUUCGCGCCGGUCUCCUCGGCGGUGCCGCUGCCCGUCGUCGUCUACUACCACGGCGGCGGCUUCGCGCUCUUCUCCCCGGCCAUCGGCCCCUUCAACGGCGUGUGCCGCCGCCUCUGCAGCGACGUCGGCGCCGUGGUCGUGUCCGUCAACUACCGCCUCGCCCCGGAGCACCGCUACCCGGCGGCGUACGACGACGGCGUCGACGCGCUCCGCUUCCUCGACGACGCCGGAGGCGUCCCGGGCCUCGGCGACGGCGUCCCCGUCGACCUCGCCAGCUGCUUUCUCACCGGGGAGAGCGCGGGGGCCAACAUCGUCCACCACGUCGCCAGCCGCUGGGCCGCCGAGCACCAGCACGCCGCCAAGUCCCUCCGCCUCGCCGGCAUCAUCCCCGUGCAGCCCUACUUCGGCGGCGAGGAGCGGACGGAGUCGGAGCUCAGGCUGGAGGGCGUGGCGCCGGUGGUGAACCUCGAGCGCUCCGACUUCUCGUGGAAGGCGUUCCUGCCCGUGGGAGCCACCCGCGACCACCCUGCGGCGCACGUGACCGACGACAACGCCGAGCUGGCCGAGGAGUUCCCGCCGACGCUGCUGGUGAUCGGCGGGUUCGACCCGCUGCAGGACUGGCAGCGGCGGUACGCCGACGUGCUGCGACGGAAGGGGGUGAAUGUUCAGGUGGCGGAGUACCCGGACGGCUUCCACGGGUUCUACGGCUUCCCUGUCGCUGACGCCGGCAAGGUUUUCCUGAAGAUGAAGGCCUUCGUGGAGAGCAACAGGGCGGCGCCGGCGAAAUCCACCGCCCGAUGAGGAAGAUGCCGUGAUCCAAGGUUCGGUGGGCGAUCAGGCCAACUCCACCCGCGCCACCCCAAACGAACGUCCAUUUUGUCUUGUUUUUGUCCUUUUGGAUAAGGAUUUGGGGUUAUGUCCGGGCCUGUUCUGGAAUGUGGUGGCUGUGCGCCCACCGCGCGGACACAUCCCGGCCGCAUCUUGUCUGCGUAUUAUUUCUUUGCAAGUCCUUAACUUUAUUUCAUCAUUCAUUUUUGGUACA